AUGAUGAAACCAAUUUUCCACAUACUUGCGAUUUUGUCGCUACUUUUCACCCUUGUGCUGGCUGGUAGACAGCGGCCUUUUACUCCCAGCCUCGGUCCUGGUCGUAAAAUUGACCCAGCAAUGCUCGUGGGCUGCUGCCAGCCGGGAUACAACAAGAUAUGUCGAGACGGCAGUGAGCCGAAUCCGUAUUGCGGAGUGGGAGCAGUCGUGUCCAAGUAUUCGUCGGCAUUGAACAUACAUGAGGCCGUGAGACAGGUCGAAAGAGCAGGUGGUGGUAACGUUAGGGGGAAUCACAAAGGCAGUGGUCGAUUAGGGUUAGUUGUCAUCAUAGGUAUCCAUUGA
Molecule: messenger RNA, 342 nt
Organism: Nannizzia gypsea CBS 118893
Lineage: Eukaryota; Fungi; Ascomycota; Eurotiomycetes; Onygenales; Arthrodermataceae
Exons: 3
Coding region: 1-342 (113 amino acids)
Source: RefSeq, a predicted model, not a curated record